AUGGGCUCACUCGAUGGACUCCCUAUCGAUAUCUUGCGACUGAUAGUUGAAAAGAUAGUUGGUCAUGCAGAUGUUAUUCGGUUUGGUGCUGUUUCUAGGAAAUUCCGCUCUUUUGUCAUGGAUAAUAUUCACUCACUUCCGUCGAAAUUACCAUUGUGCCUCUGUGUCCUGCCUAGUAAACCCCCUCCCCUGCCAAUGCUAAUGCAGUGUAAUGACAACGAGUGGGAAAACAUCAACUUCUUUUCUAUUUCAGAUGGGAAACGGCACGGGGAGUUUGUCGUGCCAGAAAUAAGAAAUAAGUGGCCUGUUGGAUCCCGUUAUGGUUGGUUGUUCACGGUUGAUACACAAGGUCGAAGCAUACAGCUGCUGAAUCCGCUAACAAGGGCCCAAAUCCCUCUCCCAUCGCUUGACGCAUUCGAACAUCCCACUAGUUGGGUCAAUUACGAUGAACACACUGAUUUCCGAUUUGUUCUCAAGGGUGUCAUAUCAUCAGAUCCUUCAAAUAAGAGGAGAAAUUUGAAUGGUGAUGAAGAUUGCAUACUAGUGAUUGCAAUCAUCACUAUGUUUGAAGUGCUAUCAUUUUGUAGGGUCGGAGAUGACAAGUGGACUAAUGUAGAGGGUUCCCCCUUGUAUAUCAAAGAUGUCAUCUGGUACAAGGGUGAGGUUUAUGCGGUUGAUGAGUACGGGGUAGCUGUUGUUUACGAUUUUGCAGGUGAUAAGACGAUCAAACAAAUUGCAUAUUCACCGGACGAUUUACUUGACUGUGAGAGGUAUCUGGUUGUGUUGACAAAUGGAGACUUGCUACAAGUUGUAAGAGAGAGAGAGUAUGGUCAGAUAAAGAAGAAGAUGGCGUUGCCCGUGCUCUGA
Asparagus officinalis (garden asparagus) is the source of this 867-nucleotide messenger RNA. RefSeq names its product putative F-box protein At5g55150. Bases 1 to 867 code for a protein of 288 amino acids. Lineage: Eukaryota; Viridiplantae; Streptophyta; Magnoliopsida; Asparagales; Asparagaceae. The record is from RefSeq and is a predicted model, not a curated record. The transcript has a single exon.